CAUAGUUUAAAAAUUCACAGGCUGUCGGGGUUACAUUAGCCUUUAGGACAUCGGUCAGCAUUGGUGCCAAGACGCUCCAAACCUUAACCUUUAGUCUCGAUUCUUGGUCUCGACUGGCCCAUAUCUACAUACAUGUUAGUACUAGGUAGUAAGCUGCCACUGAUAAGUACAAUACAAUACCUAGGGUAGGUAGCCUACUUACCACUGGGCAGCUACCUACUAGGUAGUACUUAACUAUUAGUAUCUACCACAACCUACUAGGUACCUUAGCACCUUGCACCCAAACAACAUUGAACUUCAUCACAUCUCACUCCUUCCUCCCCUUCGUUGCGCCGCUAUGGUCCACCCGUUCUUUGGAUCGUGACCAAUCAACAAGCUUCAUUCGCCUUGACUUGAAGUAGGUAACGAUGUUCUUCGACUUGUGCGCAUAACGAUACAGAUACAUCUGUGCUGUUCCGACAUGGCGCCGCCACCACGAAAACUCCUUGUCUUGGCUAUUUGCAUCCUUGGCCUAAGUACCACCUUCGUCUGGUCUCGAUACUACAAAAGCGCGGCCUUCGAACGUCCAAUUCACUUUUCCAUCUCGGUCUUCCUCUUCUCCGGCCUUUCUCUAUGCGCCUACGCAAGAUACAUACUUCAGUCCGAGUUGAAUUAUGCGCCAUUGUCCGACAACAAUGCACUCUCAAAGUCUUCCCUCCUCGGUAUCCUAAAAUCCUCAUUUCGGCUUCGAUACCUAUCGCCAUCCUUCACGCUGUUGCUUUCUUGCAUGGUAGUUCGUACGAUAUUGUACUGGAGGAUCAUUCGUACCAUCCACUGCUCGUGGGACGGACUUCAGGCAUUUCUUCCCUUCCUCCUAGCGAUAUAUGACUCGCUCGGCCUCCGGCCUGUCUACUUGCCGAGGCAUGGACGCGAGACGCAAGGGCGGCCGGUAGCCGCAUCGUUGGCGCUCAAGAAGUAUGCUGUAGUAGCACUGUUAUGGGGUUUGGCUGCCACCGACACCCUCCUUCUCUCCGAGCGCACCACCGGUGCCAUAUGUCCCGCCGGACCCCGCAUUGAACGCCUAAUACCUCUCGCGCAGUUAGUCACAUUGGCUCUAGAUGCUACAAUAUUUUCCCAGAUUGCCAAAAUUCGCCAAGGCAACGAGGAUCAGUCAAAGACGUGGCACUUUUUAGGAUCCUUGUUUCUUACAUCUGCGGCCCUACUGACCUUCCUAGCUAUUUGGUCGUCAGUCGACCGAGCUAACUUUCAUUGGAACAUAUUCCUGUCUCGCUUAGCUGUAGAAGACUUAAUUGUCGAUAGUAUUGCCGUGACUAUUGGUAUCUUGUCUACUAUCUACCUACUUGGUAGCUUCCACGCCACGGUGGUGACUUUACUGCUGACAGUAUCAAGCAUCCUCGUCUACAUCCAAUGGAGAAUUAUGGAUGGAACCAUGGUCAAGGUCUGGUCUAACUGGUGGGGCCUCCUGACAGGUGUUUGGUUAUUUCUUGGAGCAGGCAUCUUACUUCAUCUUGGCAUAGCUGCUACAUUUCCGCUGCCUUCUUCUGCUGAGAACAUCUCUUCCAGAAACCGAUAUGCUCUCUAUACUCUACUCGUCUUCCUUUUCAUUUUCUGUCAGACAAUGAUCAUGAGCCCCGGAGGAUUGCGGCCUACCCCCGUUUCCACCAUUGCUAGGGCUAGAACUCAAUCGGAUGCCUGGAUAGCCAGUGCUGGUAAAAGUCAAUCGCUUGAAGCCGCUGUCUCAGAGUAUAAAGAGCGUUACGGUAUACCGCCACCUCCCAACUUCGACAAGUGGUACGACUUUGCAGCCUCUGUCAAAUCGCCAGUGUUGGACACGUUCGACCAAAUUCACGCAGAUCUACUUCCUUACUGGGGUACACAGCCGCAUGUCCUACGCCAGAGGACAACCCAUCUCCUUGAGCAUCCCUCGCUUUCUAUGGGUGGCAUCAUCGUUAAGGACGGCGAGGUUGAUAUAUCACCACACAUUCAUGGAACUCAUAGAUGGAUGAUGGACGUCACCAAGGAGAUGAUUGGGCCCUUUGCGCAAUUCUUACCCGACAUGCAAAUCGCCUUUAAUCUUGACGACGAAUGCCGUGUUUCGGUGCCCCUCGACAGAAUGACAGCUUAUACGGACGAAGGCCUCAAAGUUAGGGCGAAGUUGAGCACAAAACAAAAGCUGCAGUCUUUUAGUAGCACCCAAGAGCCUCCUUGGGCAGACAGCUUUUUGAAUGCAGAUGAGAGUAUAUGGGACCAAAAGUCGCCAUGGUUCUUGGAUAGAUCUAAGCGUCAGAUCUUUUAUGAGUGGAUCUCACCAACCUGUCCUGCCGACUCGCCAGUAAAUACGUACCGUUGGUGGAAUAGAAAGGCCGAGUGCUUGGGCUGCUCUGCUCCCCAUAUGACGAACGGCUUCGUAUCCGACUGGGCACUAUCCGGAGACUUGUGUCAUCAACCUGACCUUGCCUAUUUGCACGGCGUGCUGUUAUCUCCAUCUGCGAUGGCCCCUUCACAAACAUUAUUCCCGGUAUUCAGUCAAAGCCGGCUUUCCAACUUCGCUGACAUUCUGUAUCCAAGUCCAUGGAAUUUUGGCGAGAAGGUCGAAAUCGAGACGAACGACAGCAUCUCUAAUCAAAAGCUCAACAGUGUAUACUGGCGUGGUGCCUCAUCUGAUGGUUUUGCCAUCCAUGGUACUUGGCACACAUUCCUACGGGCCAGGUUUGUGCAUAUGGCAUCUCAUGCCAAAUUCUCCAUCCGGGCGAAAUCCCUCUUUAGCCUCAUACCGUCCCGCAGCAGUAUUGUCUCUUCAUUGCGUUCCUUCUCCCCAAGGACAUCGUCUUCCAACCCUCAGAAGACGUCCUCGGCAGACUAUCUCGUUGUCAAUGUUUCAUUCGUUGGUAACUUCAACAGGUGCGACGAGCGUGAUUGCGCAGCCGAGCAUAUAACUUUCUAUGGUUCAUCUACAGCUGAGCCACCUCCAUCUAUAGACUUUCAAGAACACUGGCGUCAUCGUCAUCUCAUAGAUCUUGACGGUGCUGCCUUCAGUGGCCGCUUCUUGCCAUUCCUGAAGUCAGGGUCCUUGCCAUACCGUGCAGCCCUCUUUCGUACUUGGUGGGAGGAACGUGUUCACGCCUGGAGACAUUUUGUCCCGCUAGACGUGCGAUUGAGCGAUCUUUGGAGCGCUGUGGGGUACCUAGGUGGGCCAGGUCUCGCCGAUGCAGACGAUAUAGCGCAAGCCGGCCGCGAGUGGGCACUUAAGGCGCUUCGGAAAGAAGACAUGCAGGUUUAUAUGUUUCGGCUGUUACUUGAGUGGGGACGUCUGGUAGACGAUCACAGAGAAGAUAUUGGGUUUGCCCUCUGAUUGUAGGCAGAAUAGCAAGCGAAAAGGAAAGACAAAACCAAAGGUUAGGUAUAUACAGGAUACAUACUUAGGUGGGCAGGCAAUGGAUAGAGAGAUGGGCGGACGGGACGAAUGAAUAAUGCGACUACUAGGUGCGGUGUUACUGGUUUUUCUGGAGUCACUAUUGCACUUGAUACCAUUACCUAGGGGAAAACGAAAAGUACGCAACAUAAUAACUACAUAUUUAUACCUACCCACCUACCUAAGCGAGGUAUGUAGGUACGUAUAUCAUUGGAUGAUUUCGGAUAUAUACCUACCUAUACAUUUACACAUCUCCCCUUCUCUGGUCAUUCAUGAUUUUGAAUCCAUGGUUAAUAGACAAGUGAGAUCUAACA
This is a messenger RNA of Hypoxylon fragiforme, 3726 nucleotides long. RefSeq names its product glycosyltransferase family 90 protein. NCBI's taxonomy places the organism in Eukaryota, Fungi, Ascomycota, Sordariomycetes, Xylariales, Hypoxylaceae. The coding region runs from base 461 to 3352 and encodes 963 amino acids. The transcript is spliced from 4 exons. The record is from RefSeq and is a predicted model, not a curated record.